AUGUCCAAAGAAAUAGUCAGCAGCUCGGGUGUGGCACAUGGAAGCAAUAUUGGCCCGCUUCUCUUCAUAUUGUUCAUCAACGAUGUUACCCUCGCUCUACCUCCCGACAGUAUCAGUCUGUUUGCCGACGAUGCAAAAUUUUUUGCGCCUAUUCACAACACAGGUGAUUGUACAUUGCUGCAAGACGGCAUCGAAAUUUUCUGUUCAUGGUGCAAGCGUAAUGGACUGACUAUCUGCAUCGAGAAAUGCUACUGUGUGUCUUUUAGUCGAUGCAGGAGCCCAGUGACUUGGACCUACUUCAUGGACGGCACUGCAGUUAAUCGACAGAAUCAUGCCAAAGACCUGGGCGUUCUGCUUGACUCUAGUUUGAACUUUAAACAGCAUAUCGAUGUCGUUGUAGUCAGAGGAAAUCAAUUACUUGGCGUGGUUAUCCGGACAACUAAUGAAUUCCGCAACCCCAUGUGCAUCAAAGCUGUGUACAACUGUAUCGUUCGUUCGGUUCUGGAAUAUUCGUGCGUAGUCUGGAGCCCAACUACCGCUUCAUCAUUUGCUGAUUUGAGGCGAUUCAACGUAAGCUCACGAGAUAUGCCCUACGCCUACUUCCCUGGCAGGAUCGCAAUAAUCUUCCUCCGUAUGCUGCGCGGUGCCGUCUUCUAG
Molecule: messenger RNA, 657 nt
Organism: Anopheles coluzzii
Lineage: Eukaryota; Metazoa; Arthropoda; Insecta; Diptera; Culicidae
Exons: 1
Coding region: 1-657 (218 amino acids)
Source: RefSeq, a predicted model, not a curated record